Messenger RNA from Penicillium lagena, 1458 nucleotides. Its product is annotated as dual-specificity mitogen-activated protein kinase kinase. The transcript is spliced from 4 exons. Gene Ontology annotation, biological process: protein phosphorylation. Bases 1 to 1458 code for a protein of 485 amino acids. NCBI's taxonomy places the organism in Eukaryota, Fungi, Ascomycota, Eurotiomycetes, Eurotiales, Aspergillaceae. The record is from RefSeq and is a predicted model, not a curated record. Gene Ontology annotation, molecular function: ATP binding; protein kinase activity.
AUGUCAUCCUCCGUGCCACUUCUGCGCCCACCGGUGCCAGGCAGCCGCAACAGCAGUAACAGCGGCAGUCCACGCGCGCCGAAACUCACGCUCGGCAUCCCUCCCUCGCCCAACACCAAACCGGUCAAUGGGAACGGCGCCCCCGCGGUUCCUGAUGGCCCUCAACUCCCGCGCCAGUCGUCACGGCCAGCGCUCCCACAACUGCGCCUGCCGUCCACGGGCAGUCAAAAUGUCCCGCAAGAACAAACCCUCAUGCCCAACGGCAAACCAACCCCGCCACCACUGUCCACCAACAGGUUAGAUACCAAUGGAGGAGGCAACCUGGAAAGCAAGGGCAGCGGCCCUGCGUCUGCAAACUCCUCCUUUUCGGCGCUAUCCUUUGCCAUGGAACUCCGCCAAACGGAUGGCAGCUCGAAUCCGUCGUCGGCAAUCGGUGAUGGAUCCAUCCAAGAUGGUACGAACAACGUGAACGGGUUAACGGUGGAUUUGGAUAAGUUGAGCCUGGAGAAGGGCCGGCCCCUUGAUGUAGAGGAUCUAGAUGAUGAAGGCUGGUACGCGGCCAGCGAGCAAAAGAAGAUUGUCGAGUUGGGAAGCUUGGGAGAGGGUGCUGGCGGUGCCGUCACUCGCUGUAAACUCAAGGAUGGCAAGACGGUGUUCGCGUUGAAGAUCAUCACGACGGACCCGAAUCCCGAUGUCAAGAAGCAGAUUGUCCGGGAGCUCAACUUCAAUAAAGACUGCGCGUCGGAGCAUAUCUGCCGCUAUUACGGAGCGUUCAUGGAUAAAUCAACGGGCACCAUCUCGAUUGCCAUGGAAUUUUGUGAAGGGGGCAGUCUCGACAGUAUAUACAAGGAAGUCAAGAAACUGGGUGGGCGAACGGGCGAGAAGGUGCUUGGCAAGGUUGCUGAGGGCGUCUUGAAUGGCCUGACCUACCUUCACAGCCGGAAGAUUAUCCACCGAGACAUCAAACCCUCCAACAUUCUUUUGUGUCGUAAUGGACAGGUUAAGCUCUGUGAUUUCGGUGUCAGCGGCGAGUUCGGCACCAAGGGUGACGCCAAUACGUUCAUCGGCACCUCCUACUACAUGGCCCCAGAACGCAUUACUGGGCAGUCCUACACCAUCACAUCCGAUGUUUGGUCUCUGGGCGUGACACUGCUGGAAGUUGCGCAACAUCGAUUCCCAUUCCCGGCCGAUGGAACGGUCGAGCAGCCCCGCGCUGGGUUAAUAGACCUCCUCACCUACAUCGUCCGCCAGCCGAUUCCAAAAUUGAAGGAUGAGCCGGACAACAGUAUUCGCUGGUCUGAUAAUUUCAAGUAUUUCAUAGAGUGCUGUUUGGAGAAAGAACCACCGCGACGAGCGACUCCAUGGCGAAUGCUGGAACAUCCAUGGAUGCUAGACAUGAAGAACAAGAAGGUCAACAUGGCGAACUUUCUGUCGCAGGUAUGGGACUGGAAGGAGUGA